This is a messenger RNA of Cotesia congregata, 1512 nucleotides long. NCBI's taxonomy places the organism in Eukaryota, Metazoa, Arthropoda, Insecta, Hymenoptera, Braconidae. The record is from the annotation of a GenBank genome assembly.
AUGUAUCACCACGAGUACGAGAAGCGUUUGUUGAAGCCAACGGACAUCAGCAAUCACCAGAACACCAACGUGAUCAACAACGCUCAGAAGAAGCCCUCGAUCAUCACCUCCAACAGCAUUAACAUGUCCCCGUCCUCUACUUAUAUUUCGCCGUCAAAGUCCACCACCAGCUAUGAUCGUUUCAUUCCAAUGCGUUCAGGUAACAACUGGCAUACGACCUUCUCAAUGAUAUCCGAGUCCUCCCGAAACAGCUUGAUCAACAAGAAAAGUACACGAGAAAACGGGGAAGGAAACCGUGAUGGCAUAGCGUACUCAUCUCUUUUAAAAAACGAGCUCCUUGGAGCGAGUAUCGAAGACGUCAAAAACCAAACAGAGGAGCGAGGAAACUACUCCUCUUCAAUCCUCCAGGGCAAGAACCUCUUUAAGUACUCAACGCCUACAAAAGAACGUACCCUGGACAGCAGUUCACCGUACUCACUCUCCCCCUUGAGCGCAAAGAGCCAAAAAUUGCUUCGGUCCCCCCGCAAGACCACCAGAAAAAUCUCCCGGAUCCCCUUCAAGGUUCUUGACGCUCCGGAGUUACAGGACGACUUCUACCUGAACCUGGUCGACUGGUCCUCGCAAAAUGUGCUAAGUGUCGGUCUAGGAAGUUGCGUUUACCUCUGGUCAGCCUGCACUAGCCAAGUGACCCGGCUCUGCGACCUGUCCGGAGAUGGAAACAGCGUCACCUCAGUCGCCUGGAACGAAAGAGGAAACUUAGUGGCAGUAGGGACCAACAGUGGGUACAUCCAGGUCUGGGACGUCGCUGUCAACAAGCAGGUAGCUAAACUCCAAGGACACAGCGCUCGGGUGGGAGCUCUGGCCUGGAAUGGUGAAAUUCUCUCUUCUGGAAGUCGCGAUAGAUUAAUUUUGCAGCGAGACGUCAGGACUCCUUGUGUUGUAAGCGAACGAAGACUGGGAGCUCAUCGCCAGGAGGUCUGUGGCCUGAAGUGGUCCCCAGACAACCAGUACUUGGCCUCCGGGGGUAACGACAACAGACUCUACGUUUGGAAUCUUCAUUCUCUGACUCCGGUUCAAACUUACACAGAACACCUGGCCGCGGUGAAGGCCAUCGCCUGGUCUCCGCACCAUCACGGGCUCCUGGCUUCCGGGGGAGGAACUGCUGACAGAUGCAUCAGGUUCUGGAACACAUUGACUGGCCAGCCGAUGCAGUGUGUGGACACUGGUAGCCAGGUCUGCAAUCUAGCCUGGAGUAAACACAGCUCCGAGCUGGUCAGCACUCACGGGUACUCACAGAAUCAGAUACUCGUGUGGAAGUACCCCAGCUUGACUCAGGUCGCCAAACUCACUGGACACUCCUACCGUGUGCUUUACUUGGCGAUGAGUCCCGAUGGAGAAGCUAUUGUUACUGGGGCUGGAGACGAGACUCUCAGAUUCUGGAAUGUCUUCAGCAAAGCUAGAAGUCAGAAGGAAAAUAAAUCCGGGCUUAAUUUGUUUACUAGUAUCCGAUAG